This is a messenger RNA of Lycium barbarum (goji berry), 876 nucleotides long. RefSeq lists its product as uncharacterized. The record is from RefSeq and is a predicted model, not a curated record. Lineage: Eukaryota; Viridiplantae; Streptophyta; Magnoliopsida; Solanales; Solanaceae. The coding region runs from base 1 to 876 and encodes 291 amino acids. The transcript is spliced from 2 exons.
AUGGGUGACUAUAAUGCAGUACUUGCGCUCGAGGACAGAGUAAUGGGUAAUCCUGUGGUGGAGGCAGACAUCAGAGAUUUCAAUCAGUUCCUAGUUGAUGCUGCUAUGACAGAGAUGAGAACUGUGUGGAGGGAUUAUACGUGGACCAAUGGACAUGUGAUGAGUAGGAUUGAUAGAGCCAUUGUGAAUUCAGACUGGAUGCAACAAUAUCCCCAACUGGAAGCCUCUGUGCUGGACCCUUAUUUUUCUGAUCACUCCCCUCUAUCUACUAGUUUGGCACCAGUUUGGAACAAGCUCAAACGAGUUAAACUGGCACUCAAGAACCUAAACAACACUGCGUUUGCGGGGGUCGACACGAGGGUAAAAAUUGCCAGGCAACAGUUGAAGGAUAUGCAAGAGAAGAUGAGAAGCAUGAACACACCGAGUGCACUGUUCGGGGCAGAGAAAGAAUUAAGGAGGCAACUGGAGAAAUGGAGUACCAUUGAAGAGAGUGUAUAUAAACAAAAAUCCAGGGUGCAAUGGCUCAAGUUGGGGGACUCUAAUACUGCCUUUUUCCAUGCUUCAAUAAAGAAUCGAGUCAGCCAAAACAUGAUCAGGAGCUUGGUAAGCACAAAUGGAAAUGUGAUCAACACAGAGAAGGGGAUUGAAGAUGAAAGUAUAGGGUUCUAUAGGACUCUAUUGGGCUCCUCUGCUAAGACACUGCCUGCAAUUAACUUAGCUGUGAUGAAAAGACGUAGAAUUCUAGAUAGAGACAAACAAUUACGCCUCAUUGCUCCUGUACAGGCAGCAGAAGUCCUACAGGCUCUAAAUGGAAUAGACGACCAAAAAGCCCCUGGAAGUGAUGGGUUCAAUUCUCACUUUUUCAAAACAGCAUAG